Molecule: messenger RNA, 2592 nt
Organism: Cyclopterus lumpus (lumpfish)
Lineage: Eukaryota; Metazoa; Chordata; Actinopteri; Perciformes; Cyclopteridae
Gene: tnfsf10
Product: TNF superfamily member 10
Exons: 6
Coding region: 109-963 (284 amino acids)
Biological process (GO): immune response
Cellular component (GO): membrane
Molecular function (GO): tumor necrosis factor receptor binding
Source: RefSeq, a predicted model, not a curated record
GGGUACAAGUGAAGGAGUCCGCUCUCUGCCAUUGUUCUUCUCCUGGAAGUCUGGAGGACGGGACGCGGCGCUGGUCGGGUACCGGACACCGGACACCGGUCUGUCGGGAUGACGGGCUCCGGUCCGAAGCUCGGGGUGCUGCUGCUGCUGGCGGUGCUGCUGCAGACGGUGGUGGUCACCAUCACCGUGCUGCACUUCACCGCGGCUCUCAACUCGAUGAAGGAGACAUUUGCCAGGAGCAGCGUUUCCUGCCUGACGGGCGGCGACCUGCAGAGCGUCACGGCGGUCCGCGGGGACCCGUGCUGGCAGGUGACCCAGCAGCUCCACCUGCUCAUUGAGAAGUCUCUGUCUCAGCGCUACCAGAAGCAGAUCUCAUCGGCCGUCAGAGACGAGGUGUCCCGGGUGCUGCCCUCGCUCGUGGUGGUCGACCGGGCGACGCCUCCUCGGCCCAAAGUCGCCGCCCACGUCACCGGCAGCUUCGUGGCCCAGCCGGAGCGCAAGGCCGGAGCUCCGGCCCCCUCUGGGCGGCGGGUCCAGGGCCAGAAGAUCUCCUGGUGGGAGGGCCAGAAGGGGCUGGCCUUCCUGCAGGACGUCCGGCUGGCGGACGGGGAGCUGGUGGUGCCGCAGCCCGGCCUCUACUACGUCUACGCCCAGACCUACUUCAGACACACCCACUCCCUGGAGGAGGAGGGGGAGGAGGCGGCGGCGGGGGUGGGCCGAGGGAGGCCUCUGCUGCAGUACGUCUAUAAAAAGGUGGGCUCCUACCCGGUUCCCAUCCUGCUGAUGAAGACCAGCCGGACCUCCUGCUGGUCCCGGGGCUCCGAGUUCUCUCUGUACUCCGCCCACCAGGGCGGUUUGUUCCCGCUGGGCGCCGGCGACCGGCUGUUCGUCACGGUGACCAACGCCUCCGCCGUGGACACGGACGAGAAGAGCAGCUUCUUCGGGGCGUUUCUCAUCAGCUAGGCGGCCCGGAGGCGGGACUCAAACACCCGGUUUCAGCCUCCAGACUUGGAUGAACCCACAUGAAAGAAACAGGAAGUCACGAGAGGGAGUCCGACUCUUUUAUUCGGGAUCACAAACAGAACGAGAUUCGACACUUUGUGAACGAGCGUUAACGUUAACGGAGCUCGGACUCCACACAUCAGAGUUUCCGUUGUUCAAACGUUUCUUUAAGGCAGAACGUUUUCAAAAGGUAGCAGAUUUUAUUUUCUUGACCAACGAGGUUGGAUUCAGAUUUCAUUUGCUGCAGAUCUAUCCGCCAUUUUCCCACUGACGCCGGAUUCAUAAACAAAAGAUGUAGCGCCAACUACAGGCGGCGAAAAGUGAAGCCGAAGCUGACCACCAGGGGGCGACUCCUCUGGUUGUAUAGAGGUCUAUGCUUCAUGUGUUAAAGCUGCAUUCUCUCUCCUGACCACCAGGGGGCGACUCCUCUGGUUGUAUAGAGGUCUAUGCUUAAUGUGCUAAAGCUGCAUUCUCUCUACUGACCACCAGGGGGCGACUCCUCUGGUUGUAUAGAAGUCUACGCUUCAUGUGUUAAAGCUGCAUUCUCUCUCCUGACCACCAGGGGGCGACUCCUCUGGUUGUAUAGAAGUCUACGCUUCAUGUGUUAAAGCUGCAUUCUCUCUCCUGACCACCAGGGGGCGACUCCUCUGGUUGUAUAGAAGUCUACGCUUCAUGUGUUAAAGCUGCAUUCUCUCUCCUGACCACCAGGGGGCGACUCCUCUGGUUGUAUAGAGGUCUAUGCUUCAUGUGUUAAAGCUGCAUUCUCUCUACUGACCACCAGGGGGCGACUCCUCUGGUUGUAUAGAAGUCUAUGCUUCAUGUGUUAAAGCUGCAUUCUCUCUCCUGACCACCAGGGGGCGACUCCUCUGGUUGUAUAGAAGUCUAUGCUUCAUGUGUUAAAGCUGCAUUCUCUCUACUGACCACCAGGGGGCGACUCCUCUGGUUGUAUAGAAGUCUACGCUUCAUGUGUUAAAGCUGCAUUCUCUCUCCUGACCACCAGGGGGCGACUCCUCUGGUUGUAUAGAAGUCUACGCUUCAUGUGUUAAAGCUGUAUUCUCUCUCCUGGCCACCAGGGGGCGACUCCUGGUUGUAUAGAAGUAAACAUGAGUUUAUGGUCAAAAACAGUCACUCGUGGCUUCAUAAUGUCCUCAAACCAACAGGUGACGUCACGUUGUCGUCAUUAUUAUUUACAGUCUAUCCAUCUUACUGAUUUCUUUUAGCAAACGGUCUGCCUCGAAUAAUUGUUUGUAUCAACUGAACAUUAGAGAUGAUCUCAUUUGUGUAAAGAUGUAAAUAUUGUGCUAUAUUUUGUAUUUUUCUAACAUAGCUUCGUGUUCGCGUCACGUUGGUUUUAGUGACCUUAAACAUUCACGCACGUCGGACUAGAGGACAAACAGAAAGUAUCCGUUUAUUUAUGAAGUGCUCCUUCAAUAAUACAUCAAUAAAUAAAUAAAGGACGUUCACAUGUCCAAGUUUUAAGUUCUCUUUUUCCCAACGUGACGUGAAUGCAGCAUUUACUGCAGUGCGUAUGUGAAUAACAACUACUUUGUUUAAAUGUUUUAAAUGUAUAAACAUAUUUCUUUGUGAAAA